Selaginella moellendorffii is the source of this 2129-nucleotide messenger RNA. RefSeq lists its product as uncharacterized. Bases 191 to 1642 code for a protein of 483 amino acids. The transcript is spliced from 2 exons. NCBI's taxonomy places the organism in Eukaryota, Viridiplantae, Streptophyta, Lycopodiopsida, Selaginellales, Selaginellaceae. The record is from RefSeq and is a predicted model, not a curated record.
CGAUGUGUUUCCGAUUCCCGUGCGCCUUGUGUACGUGCAUCCGGCGGAGGAGCGUGGUAGGAAUGUGGACGAUCUUCGUUCUAAGGUAGCAUUCCGGGCCGUGCUAUUCGACAUCGAGGAUUCGGCCGAGCUUGCAAGCUGGCUCAAGACGGCUCUCACAGUGGACGCGGUCCUUACCUCCAAGGGAUGGAUGGAAAUUCCUAUGCCAGAUCCUGCGUCACCGCUUCCCCCAGCAUUCGAGCUCCAUCUCCGCAAGGCGCUCUUCGCAGAUGCUUGUGAUAACAGCAAGGAAUGGGCUCGCACUGUGUUACGCCCAUUUCCGUUUGCUGUCCUAGGAGUUGCCGACUUGCGGAGAGCGUUGGAGGAGCCACUGCCUUUGCCGCUUCCUGUUGGUCCUGCUACAUACGCAACUCUGGAUCCGAGCUGUGCCACUCAGUUCAUUCCAACCAGCCAGUACCCCGCCGAGAGGAUCUCCGCUUGCGUCACCACCUUCAUGAACUCGAGGGUGGCGUUUUGCAUGUCCGAGAAUCAAAGUUUCUGGGACUCGGCAUUUUGCAACUUGUGGAUGGAGCUGCUGUAUCUGUCGGAGAUCACCAGCGUUCAGCUCAACCGGAGUGUCACCGAGCUCUCUGGUGCUUCAACCGCAGACGCCCGUCCGGAUUUGCUGCUUUGGAUCUCGAACAGGCUCUGCGUCAAGUUUGAGGAGAAACGGGCAACUCUGGAAGAGGCGUUCCAGGACCUGACAAAGAAACUUGGCGUGCUUCCACCGCAGUACUAUGGACCCGUCCAGUGGAUGCUUGGGGUAGCACUAGCAGGUCCGGAGAUGGCAGGAUGGGCUGUGAGACAUGGGCAACAUGCACCAGAUGAUCUGUUUGGGCGCUUAAACAUGGUGUCACUCGGGGACAAGGCAACAUGCUUGCGACUCUCCGUCAACUUCCUCCGGAUUGCCUUGACAAUCUCAGACUUCUACAGCAAGAUGAAUUCUCUGCCGAGGCCAUUCAACGUGCUUCCUCCCGCCUCUUACGGCUCCCUCGGCCAGAUAGCCAGGACUCUGCGGAUCGUCUAUCCCAAGGUGAUCAAGGAGGUUCGUUCCUGGUCGCAGCAUGUUGCGGAAGGAUUCACUACGACGGCUUUGGUGACGCGAGCAUACGGGCUUGGCGCUGUGGGGCUGGUGUCCGGCGACGUCAAAGUCAGGGGUGAGCGAUACAGUGUGGUCAUUCAUUCGGUGGGAUACGAGCGCAUAAUUUCUCGUAAAGAUGACUUGUGGCCGGCCAUGCAGGACGUGCUUCACGGGCUGCAUGCGUUGCACCAGGCGGGCUUGGUUCACAGGGACAUCAGAUGGAAAAACGUCCUCCAGUGUCCGGCUAGUAAUGAGGGUUGGAUGCUCAUCGAUCUUGAGACGGUGUGGAAGACAGACUGUAAGCCGAGCUGCUGCUGGCUUCGCGCCUGGGACGAGAACACAUUGGUUGACGGCCUCUACACGCGGUCCUCGGAUCUCUAUCUUGUUGGAAGGCUUAUGGAGAGCUUUUCUGAUCUGUCACCCGAGGCCAAGGAGUUUCGGGCUAGGCUUUUACGGCACGGGUUCCGGAGUGCUCAGGAAGCGCUGCAUUACUUGAAGAACACUACUUUCUGCAAAAAUUAGGGUUUAUUGACGUCCGCGGCCGGAAGGUACUGGUUGCAACAUCUCCAAAUCCCCAGAACGUGAAGAAUGCUCAGACAGUCUUCAUGUAUCCUUGGGAUAGUGACGAGUUCGACGCCUUGACUACGCUCUGGGAGGAGGAAGCUAGCCAGUUGGACGUGAUGGAGCUUGAGGUUCAUGAGCAUCAAGGAGACGAUAAGGUGAUGGCAGCAAAGCUGACAGACGAGGCAAGGUUUGGGUAGCAGACACUUAUUACGGGUGGCUUGGUGGAGUUUCUCGUAUGCUUUGGCAGCUUGCGCCGCAGAUAUGGAACUGGAAAAGCUGGUGUAGUGCGCUCGAGGGGAGGAAUUUGGGAGAAGCAAUAGCUACUGGAGCACAAUCUCACGGCAUCUCGUGGAUGCUGUUACACCUCACCCAAAGCCGCUGACUGCCAGUACCUCAUCAAUUUUGCAUCGUCCAAGAUCAAGUACAAGUUCAUUUCAGCUGUCAA